CCGAGGGAACAGUCGCUCUGUGAUUGGUCAGGUAAAAAGACAUUUAUUCCCUGACAGCCCUCAUCCCAUGAAUGGUUGUCUAUUAACUUGUUCAAAAAGUAUCCGGAGUUGUCAAGGCUCUGGCGAAGAGGGAAAAGUAGCUUGUUGUUUCUUUGAGACCAAGAGAGAAGUUUUUGGACACAACAGGACCUACUGGCUGAAGGCAAAAAUACGUUUACUAUUUCUGCAAAGUUACUGAAAACGACAAGGUAACUCCAGCUACCUUUGUGUUGGACUUUUUUCAUUGGUCGUGCAAGUUUAAUAAACAUCUGUUUAUAAUGUAUAGCAUGAUGGAAACUGAACUGAAACCAACCGCACCCCAGACAAAUUCUGGGGUUACGGGGAAUUCAAAUUCAUCUGGAAACAACCAGAAAAACAGUCCGGACCGAGUCAAAAGACCCAUGAAUGCCUUCAUGGUUUGGUCGAGGGGACAACGAAGAAAGAUGGCACAGGAAAACCCCAAAAUGCACAAUUCGGAAAUAAGCAAAAGACUUGGGGCCGAGUGGAAGCUUCUAUCCGAAAGCGAAAAGCGACCUUUCAUUGACGAAGCGAAGCGUCUCCGGGCUCUCCACAUGAAGGAACAUCCGGAUUACAAAUACAGACCCCGGAGGAAAACCAAGACCCUGAUGAAGAAGGACAAGUACACUCUGCCAGGUGGGCUUCUUGCGCCGGGCGGCAAUGCCAUGGGCGCUGGAGUGGGUGUAGGGGGAGGCUUGGGCGGUGGGGUUAAUCAAAGGAUGGACAGUUACGCACAUAUGAACGGCUGGACCAAUGGAGGUUAUGGCAUGAUGCAGGAGCAGCUUGGCUACGGGCAGCACCCCGGUUUAAACGCUCACAACACCGCGCAGAUGCAGCAAAUGCACCGCUAUGACAUGAGUGCACUUCAGUACAACUCCAUGACAAACUCCCAGACCUACAUGAACGGAUCACCCACGUAUAGCAUGUCCUACUCACAGCAGAGCACUCCUGGAAUGACUCUGGGCUCCAUGGGUUCGGUGGUCAAGUCAGAGUCCAGUUGCAGUCCCCCCAUAGUCACGUCGUCGUCUCACUCAAGGGGUGCUCCGUGUCAGACUGGAGACCUACGGGACAUGAUCAGUAUGUACUUACCGGGUGCUGAGGUGCCGGAGCAAACUGCCCAAAGCAGACUCCAUAUGUCCCAACAUUACCAGAGCGCACCUGUACCAGGCACGACGAUUAAUGGCACACUCCCAUUAUCACAUAUGUAAAUACACUUUAAUAAGAGUAACUGGACUACUAUGGACUAUUUUUGUACAGAGAUUUUUGGGUGGUAAAAGUUGUACAGAACUCAAGGAAAGAACAACUUUUUUUCUAGAAAGUUUUUCAAUGGUGUUUGCGUUUGGAAAGUAGAAAGUGGGAGUCUCAAUCAGUUGUUUUAUUAUUGCAAUCACCUUUUGUACAGUAUUUAUAUAUAAAAAAACAUAACAAUCAGAUGUAAUUUUUGUAAACUACAAGAGGUUACAUUUUUAUAAACCGAAAUUCUGCAGAAAAGAAAAUGGCAGAAUUGAAAUUGAGUUCAAGAUACUCCUAAAACCGCAAACAUUGGAAUAGCGGAAGUAGGCCUAUAAGCAAAGCAGGUAAAUGUUUCUCCUCAAGGUUCAUUAGUACUAAACCAUUUUAAUUUCUUUAUAAAAAUAAGAAUAAGCAGAAACCUUUCCUUACAGGUUAAGCAUAAUUGUUAAUUUAUAUUUUGUCUCCCACUUUUCAUCUUUUAGAGGUAUGAAGUUUGUGUUCCUUAUUUUCUAAUGAUUUGUACAAUUGAUGUAUAUUUACUGUGAUAUUUUAAGUUUUUAUUUCACAUUUCAUUCCCGUAGUUGUAUUUUAAAAUGUGGUCUGUACGCAGCAGCCAACACUCCAUGUAUAUAUAUAUUCGAACUAAUUUCAUCAUUAUAACAGUUACAAUUUCAGCGAAGUUUUUUCAAUAUGCAGUUUGAAAUGAAUAAAUUUUGGAAAUUUGGAUACUUAA
Messenger RNA from Salvelinus fontinalis (brook trout), 2023 nucleotides. RefSeq names its product transcription factor Sox-2-like. The coding region runs from base 318 to 1265 and encodes 315 amino acids. The record is from RefSeq and is a predicted model, not a curated record. Gene Ontology annotation, molecular function: DNA-binding transcription factor activity, RNA polymerase II-specific; RNA polymerase II cis-regulatory region sequence-specific DNA binding. Gene Ontology annotation, biological process: anatomical structure morphogenesis; cell differentiation; regulation of DNA-templated transcription. NCBI's taxonomy places the organism in Eukaryota, Metazoa, Chordata, Actinopteri, Salmoniformes, Salmonidae. The transcript has a single exon.